Molecule: messenger RNA, 1425 nt
Organism: Gossypium raimondii (Peruvian cotton)
Lineage: Eukaryota; Viridiplantae; Streptophyta; Magnoliopsida; Malvales; Malvaceae
Product: UPF0481 protein At3g47200
Exons: 2
Coding region: 37-1041 (334 amino acids)
Source: RefSeq, a predicted model, not a curated record
AGGUGGCUACACCUUUACUCUGGCGAACUUUUAGAGAUGAUGCUCUUUGAUGGUUGUUUUAUUGUUCAGCUAAUCGAGGGGAUUUAUCCAGUAGAGGAUAUUUUUCAAGUGGGACGUAUUCAAACUGACAUUCGUCAUGAUUUAUUACUGCUAGAAAACCAGCUUCCUUUCUUUGUGCUUUUUGAGUUGUAUCGGAUGAUGGUGCCCAAUGCUGGAGAAGAUGUUCAUCACUUGGCUCGCUCUGCUCUUUCUUUUUUCAAAAUAUCCCACUUUCCUUCUCCCAAAACAGAUAUCAUGCAUCUACUGGACUUAGUACAUAGUUGUCAACAUCCUUCACAUCUAGGAAUAAAGAAACACGAGGAAUUUAAAGCAAAAGAAGCAGCAGCAGCAGUAGUACAAGCAUCGACAUCAGUAGUAGUAGCAGCAGCAAAACCAAAUUCCCAACGCUCAUGGAAGUUCAUACGUAGCGCAACAGAGCUGGAAGGUGCUGGAAUCAGUUUCUUUGGUGACCAUAUUGAGAAGAUGAAAGAUCAGAACCAAGGGAUAGAAGUCAUGUUUGAUAUAAUGUUCACCAAAGAUACCAAAGUACUCAAGAUUCCAACCUUACAAGUCAGCGAAUGGACAGAGUCUUUGUUCCGUAAUUACAUGGCCUACGAACAGUUCUUCCCAAGGGGGAAACCAACAUAUUUUGUUGAUUAUGUGGUGUUCAUGGAUAACCUCAUCAGCACAGGCAAGGAUGUGCAACUGCUUUGUGAAAGUGGAGUUAUUGAUAAUUGGUUAGGAGACGAUGAAGCAGUUGCCCUAAUGUUUAACAAACUUCAGGACUCCAUUUACAUGAUGUCUGAAGACUUCUACUAUGCUGACAUAUUUGGUAGGGUAAACGAGCACCGCCAAAGAAAAUGGAACAAAUGGAAGGCAGCAUUGAAGAAAAAUGAUUUUAACACUCCCUGGUCCCUCAUAUCAUUUCUUGCUGCGCUUGUCUUGCUCCUGCUUACCCUGCUGCAAACUAUAUUUUCGGUUCUUUCUUAUGUUAAACAGUAAGACCAAAGCCAAAGUUCAUCAAAUCUUCCUAGAUUUCUUCUGCUGCUUUGGAUUGUUAAUCAGGCUUUGACACUAUGCUAUGGGAGUUUUGAACACUUGGCUUCCUACUUUAUUGGUGACUUUGUAUUUUUAAGGUGUUAUCUUGUUUCUCAUUUAGGCUCCCCUUGGAUUGGCUUUUACCAUCCAAAGGAAGCCUUAAUUUCUAGAUUUGUAGAGUGUAGUGUCUUUGUGGAUUCCUUUUUUCUUAUGACUUUGUAUGUGUUCCAAGUGCUUCGUGUUAUUAGUCUGGUCUUUGUAUGAAUAAGGAUUGGUUUGGGUUGUGGGAUACAUGUUCAUCUUUCUGUGUAAUCUCUUCUUUUUAUUUAUUUAUUACGUUGGAUUCAA